This is a messenger RNA of Acromyrmex echinatior (Panamanian leafcutter ant), 3427 nucleotides long. Its product is annotated as putative ATP-dependent RNA helicase DDX5. Gene Ontology annotation, molecular function: ATP binding; RNA helicase activity; nucleic acid binding. The record is from RefSeq and is a predicted model, not a curated record. Lineage: Eukaryota; Metazoa; Arthropoda; Insecta; Hymenoptera; Formicidae.
UUGAUAAGCGAAUGGUACAUAAGAAGAGAAUGUGCAUCGACGCGUCUACAUCAUUGCUACUUUAAUGGCGCCACUUUUUUUUUUCUCUAUGCGUCACUCAGCUCGGAUUCAGUUUGGACUCGCGUUGUCUGACGUUCCGUAUGUGAAUUAUCGCGGGCCGUUUACACUCGAGUGACAUUAUUUAACAAUAAAUAAACGAAAUCAUUUACGAGAAAAGUGGAAAUAUGGGCCGCUAUAGGAGUCGCAGUCGUGAAAGGGACAGACGACGCAGAUCACGCACUCGUUCGCGGAGUAGAUCUCCACGUGACAGGAGGAGCUGGGGUGGCAGUGGUGGACGAGAUAGACCCUCCAGUAGUCGCAACAGUCGUGGACAGCCAGGUGCGAAUCUAAGGAAACCACGAUGGGAUCUCAACCGUCUAGAGCCCUUCAAGAAGGAUUUCUAUGUUCCUCACAAUGCGGUGCAAAAUCGGGAUCCCCGGAUCGUCGAACAAUACAGGGCCGAGAAAGAAAUUACUCUUAGAGGCAAAAACAUUCCGAAUCCUGUUUUUGACUUCGACGAGGCAGGUUUCCCAGAUUACGUUCUAAGAGAGAUCAAAAGACAAGGUUUUAGUGAACCUACAUCGAUCCAAGCACAAGGAUGGCCGAUCGCAUUAAGUGGACGGGACAUGGUAGGCAUUGCAUCUACAGGAUCUGGGAAAACAUUAUCUUAUAUACUGCCUGCAAUAGUUCACAUCAACAGCCAGCCGAAAUUAAGUCGCAAAGAUGGACCUAUUGCUUUAGUAUUGGCGCCUACACGAGAGCUUGCCCAACAGAUUCAGCAGGUCGCUGAUGAUUUUGGACAUUCAUCAGGCAUUAGGAACACUUGCCUAUACGGUGGAGCGCCGAAAGGUGCUCAAGCCAGAGAUCUGGACGGAGGUGUAGAAAUAGUCAUAGCUACACCUGGUAGAUUGCUGGAUUUUCUUGAGUCCGGCAAGACAAAUCUGAAAAGAUGUACAUAUUUGGUAUUAGACGAAGCUGACAGAAUGUUGGAUAUGGGAUUUGAGCCACAGAUCAGAAAAAUCAUAGAACAAAUUAGACCAGACAGGCAGACAUUAAUGUGGUCAGCUACGUGGCCUAAAGAAGUAAAAAAUUUAGCCGAAGAUUUUCUUAAAGAUUAUGCUCAAAUCAAUGUUGGUUCAUUACAACUUUCAGCAAAUCAUAAUAUAUUGCAAAUAAUUGAUGUAUGUCAGGAUUAUGAAAAAGAGAAUAAAUUAAGUACUCUAUUGAAGGAGAUAAUGGCAGAAAGUGAGAAUAAAACUAUAGUGUUUAUCGAAACAAAGCGUAGAGUGGACGAAAUUACGAGAAAAAUGAAACGCGAUGGAUGGCCAGCGGUUUGUAUUCACGGUGACAAGACGCAGCAAGAACGAGAUUGGGUUUUACAAGAUUUCAGAUCAGGCAAAGCACCAAUCCUUGUUGCUACAGACGUUGCUGCUCGUGGUCUUGACGUUGAAGACGUCAAGUUUGUCAUCAAUUUUGACUACCCCUCCUGUUCCGAGGAUUACGUUCAUCGUAUCGGUCGUACCGGCCGCCGACAGAAGACCGGCACGGCGUACACUUUCUUCACGCCUAACAAUGCCAACAAGGCUAAUGAUCUGAUACAAGUGUUGAAGGAAGCGAAUCAAGUGAUAAAUCCGAAGCUACUGGAGCUCGCCGAUAGUAAAGCUGGUGGCUAUGGCAGAAACAGAGGUGGAAGAAAUCGAUGGCGAUCACGAGGCGGUGGAGGUGGAUGCGGUAGCGGUCGUAAUGGAAAAGAACGCAGCUAUUCGCGGAGCAGAAGUCGAAGUUACAGUAGAGAACGCAACGGCCGCAGCAGUCGACGAAGCUACAGUCGUAGUUACUCGCGGAGUCGUAGUCCCAUCAGCAAUCGUAACGAAGUUAUCGGCAAAAGUUAUUGGAGUAGCGAGAGAUGAUCUUCCAGUGGCGGUUAAAAAAUGUGUGUGUUGCAAUGCAGGUAAUUUUUUAUUUUUUUUUAUUUUCGAAAGAAGUGGUUGUAAUAAACGAGACUGUUUCAUCGAUACAUUCGCUAUUCGCGAGAAACGACACUUCAGUGUCGAAUUUGGUGGAUGCACUACUAUUGUAGAUCAUCAAACUUCUUACAUAUAGCAGCUUUCAAUCUGCACCUCGUGUAUUCCGCCGAAUUUGGCAGCCUGAUGAUAUAAUUAAUGUGAUGAUAUAAUCAGUGCGAUGAUAUAAUCAAUAGUUUACUAACUAUAUAUACACGAAUUUUUAAUGUCGUCUUCAGUAAUGCUGAUCAUCGCUAUCUUAUAUAAGAAAAACUUUUAACGUGAGUACACAAUACUGAAGUGUACUCGAACAGAGAUUUUAUUAUGUAUUUAGCUAGUGAUAGAAUGGUGGAAUGUGUUAUUAUAUAUCUUUUACUUCCUUUUGCAUCCCCAUGCCGCAUCUAAUUUCUUCCUUUUUAAAUAUUAUCAAUAUACACCAAUUUAUAGAUUAGGCAAAUCCAUUAUAGCAAUCGACUGUUUAUACAUUUUUAUAAUGCUUACUCUCACGUUAAUUCUUAUAUAUUCAUCCGGUAGUAAGAAAGAAUUAGAUUGACGUGAGCGAAUGAUGUAUAAAUUAUUAUGUGAAUUAAACUUCCAGUGUAUAACAAUGUUUAAUUAGUACGUAUAUUUGUAGAUUAUAAUAAAUUAUACUAUAUGUCUAGUACGCGCUUAUUUGUAAUUUAUCCGUCUGUAUUUUAGGCAAUUAUAACAAAUGAUAAUAACACUUGAUGUACAGUAUUUCAACAACGUGAUAAAUAAAUUCGUAAAUGUCUACAUUAUUUCCUAUUCUAAUAUCUUACGUGCAUUCUGUAGAAUUUAUUCGACUCUCUUAAAUGAUUAUGUUGCAUCAAUAAUUACUUACCUGUAAUGAGCUUGACGAUGAUAUCUGUGAAUUAUAUCACAUAUUUGGAAAAAGAAUAAUUUGUUGAUACAAAAGAAAAAUUUAUGAUCGUCGCAUGCUUCGAUUAUCAUCGCUAAAAUCUUUAGGAGAAUGACAACCAAAGUGACUCACGUUUAGGGUCGGUUUUUCGCCUGUGUUCUGUUUAAUUUAAUUUUUUGUCUUAAUUACAGGUGGUAGUACUUAAAGAUCUUAUGGUAAUUUUAGAAUACCGAAUUCCAUUUAUCCUCUCAACCCGGUGUUCUCCAUGCGUCAAUCUCGUUCGUUUCGCUUUGCGGAUGGCCGAUUUUUUACAGCCACGUGGUAUUUGACGACAGGAAUAAUUAAUACUCGACCAAUAUAUAAGGUGUAUUUAACGGUGUAAUUGACGAUCUAAUAAGUUCACGUGGGAAGAUUCCUUCUCUUCUUUUUUUUUAUCGGACUAUGUGCCACGAUACAAAUUUAUUAUGUUACACAUCUUGGAAUAUCGUGCGCUUAAAUGCAUUCA